Messenger RNA from Lachnellula hyalina, 336 nucleotides. RefSeq lists its product as uncharacterized. NCBI's taxonomy places the organism in Eukaryota, Fungi, Ascomycota, Leotiomycetes, Helotiales, Lachnaceae. The record is from RefSeq and is a predicted model, not a curated record. The transcript is spliced from 2 exons. The coding region runs from base 1 to 336 and encodes 111 amino acids.
AUGCCGUCAAGAGCCAAUCCCAACGUGCCCAACAAGCAGCGACGAAUUGCCAGUCGGGCAAAGGUCCAAAAACGCAACUCCGUCAACAAGAUCUCCAAGAAUCCUCGAGGUACAGCAAAGAGCAGUGUUCUGCACCCCACGAGCGGACCUCUUGCGCCAGUCUCAGGGAAAAAGGCAAAGAAGUUGGAAAGAGCGCAGAACCAAGCUAGACGGAGAGCGAUUGAGAAGGCUAUGGAACAAGAAGGAGAGGUUGAGAUGACUGAUGCACCCAAGACUACGAAGUCGAAAAGCACGAAGGAGACGGAUGACAAGAUGGAGGUUGAUGACAUUUCAUAA